CACUACCAGUCCAGUAGGCUAUUUAGGGAUGAGUGCAUUAUGAUCCUCCGCGGAUAUAUUGAACUGUUGGAAGACUGCUUAUGCUCUAACUUGUAUUUUAUUCAGAUUUAAAAUCUUAUUGUCGGUGAUGUAUACAUUUAAGAGCAUCACUUGAAAAUCGCGAGGCAAUUCAUGCAAUAUUUUCAGUUUUCUAGUGGUAGAGCAUGCGUGUGUCGAAUGAAAGGAGUUAAAUGAAUUAUUUGGACAGUUCCAUGGUGCUGAAAGUAUUGCUCCUAUUUCACUAAGCCGCAAUGGGUUCCCUAGUUUGGGAUAGUCGGCUUUCAUGUCUUCUUCUCCUGGCGUCUUUUCUUCUGCUGCUCAGCAAGGGGGAGAGGAUGUGCCCAGCAAGUUGUCGCUGUGAAGGGAAGAUUGUUUAUUGCGAGUCUGGCAUCUUUCAAGACAUCCCAGAAAACAUCUCUACUGGAUGCCAGGGUCUGUCCCUGCGCUACAACAGUCUACUGACUCUGCUGCCUUACCAAUUCGCUCAUCUCAACCAGCUCAUCUGGCUCUACCUGGACCACAAUUCCAUCACCGUCAUAGAUAGCUUAGCCUUUCAGGGCGUGCGUAGGCUCAAAGAACUGAUUCUCAGCUCCAACAAAAUUACACUUCUACAAAAUAAGACUUUCAAUGCUGUACCAAACCUACGCAAUCUUGAUUUGUCCUACAACCAGCUACAGUCUCUGCAGCCAGGUCAUUUCUAUGGUCUGCGUAAGCUCCAAAACCUUCACCUACGUUCCAAUGGUCUCAACAGGAUACCUGUACGCACUUUCCUGGAGUGUCGCAACCUGGAGUUCCUGGACCUGGGUUACAAUCACCUACGCACCCUUACCCGCACCACCUUCUUGGGGCUGUUCAGGUUGAAAGAGCUUCAUCUGGAGCAUAAUAAAUUUUCAAGGAUACAUUUUUUUCUUUUUCCACGCCUUACCAAUCUACAGGUCCUCUACUUGCAAUGGAACCGCAUACGAGCCAUCAAUCAGGGCCUGCCUUGGAUCUGGCAUACGCUGCAGAAAUUAGACCUCUCAGGAAAUGACAUCCAGAUCUUGGACCCAGCUGUUUUCCAGUGUAUGCCAAACUUACAGAUACUCAAUCUUGAAUCCAACAAGCUGAGCAACGUGUCUCAGGACACGGUUUCAGCCUGGGUCUCCAUCACCACCAUUAGCCUGGUGGGUAACGCCUGGGAUUGCAGCCCUACUAUCUGCCCCCUGGUGACCUGGCUGAAGAACUUCAGAGGCUCAAAGGACAUCAACAUGAUAUGCAGCAGCCCCAAGUCAGUUCAGGGAGACAGAGUAAUGGACAUAGUGAGGAACUACACAAUCUGUGUGGACAUAACCGUUGUAGACCAAACCACAGCAAUGAUCAUGAGGCAAACCACAGCCUCAGUUGUGGACACCAAAAAGCCCACCACACAUCUCUCUGCCACGACCACAAUAAACCAAGAUCUACCUGCAUCAACUGUACAAAGACUCACUCCACAACCUGUCUCUCCCAUUGUGACAGACAAAGACACAACAGAAUCCAUACUCAUGACCUCAAUCUCUCCAGAAUCGUCCUCAUUUUUCCCAGAGCCAGAGUUUGAGCAUAUGGCCUUCCAUAAAAUCAUUGCAGGCAGUGUAGCCCUAUUUCUGUCUGUGUCAUUGAUCCUGCUGGUAAUUUAUGUCUCGUGGAGGCGCUACCCCAAUAGCAUGAGGCAGCUGCAGCAGCACUCAGUCAACCACAAGCGCAGAAAAAAGGCCCGGAAGCAGGAGCUUAACCUUAACUCUCAGUUACAAGAGUAUUAUUUGACUUACCAUUCAAACUCUGAGACCAUGGAUGCAUUGGUAAAUGAGACAAGGGCCUGCACCUGCACGAUCUCAGGAUCCAGAGAAUGUGAGGUAUGAUCUGUCAAGUCCAUCCUAAAAACACGCUCUGCCUGGGGGUCAGAGGUAAAUGUGUUGCACUGUAAACCUCUGAGUGAACGGAGACUGAGUUAAACGUCCAUCCUCUGACUCUGUUUUUACUGUUGUUUUAAAUUAAAGUUAUCCAUCCUAAAAACGCAGUUUACAGCUGCUUGGGAGUCAGAGCUAAAUGUUUUCCACAGGGAUGCACUGUACAGCUCACCAUGUGCAUGGUGAAUGAUGAAACUUACAUCCUCUGUUUCACUCUUAUUGUUGUUUUAAAUUAACGUUAGCACAUUAAGAACAAAUUGAUUAGAUUCAUUAAUCCUGUUUGUGAAUAUAAACCUAAACCUAGUUUCUCUCAGCAGGAAAAUUAUCCUGCAGUAACAGGAAAUGUGAAUUAUUUUUGUGGAUUAUAAUUAAUGGAGAUUUUUGUAG
Coregonus clupeaformis (lake whitefish) is the source of this 2351-nucleotide messenger RNA. Its product is annotated as leucine-rich repeat transmembrane neuronal protein 4-like. Gene Ontology annotation, molecular function: protein binding. The transcript has 2 exons. Bases 291 to 1916 code for a protein of 541 amino acids. The record is from RefSeq and is a predicted model, not a curated record. NCBI's taxonomy places the organism in Eukaryota, Metazoa, Chordata, Actinopteri, Salmoniformes, Salmonidae.